Papaver somniferum (opium poppy) is the source of this 1407-nucleotide messenger RNA. RefSeq names its product cinnamoyl-CoA reductase-like SNL6. The record is from RefSeq and is a predicted model, not a curated record. The coding region runs from base 146 to 1096 and encodes 316 amino acids. NCBI's taxonomy places the organism in Eukaryota, Viridiplantae, Streptophyta, Magnoliopsida, Ranunculales, Papaveraceae. The transcript is spliced from 5 exons. Gene Ontology annotation, molecular function: oxidoreductase activity, acting on the CH-OH group of donors, NAD or NADP as acceptor.
UUGAAUGCGCUUUCUCUUUCUCUCUUUUCUUCCUUUUAAAUACCAACUCACUCGCACCUUUUCCUGAUAAUCCAAAUAACACAUUUUUUCUAUUCUCAAACAACUUGCACUUUCUCUUUCUCUCUGAAACAACAGCAACAAAAAAAUGUCUCCAGCAGCAGAAAUACCACUUUUAAUUCAUGAAGAAGAAGAAGAAGAAGACUUCUCAAAAAGGGUAUGUGUAAUGGAUGCAUCAGGAAGAUUAGGUUCAAGCUUGGUUGAAAGUCUACUUCAAAGGAAUUACAUCGUUCAUGCUGCCGUCUCUACCUAUGGUAAUUUGCAGCCAUUAAAAGGGAUAGCUAAUUGUCUGAACAACAAGAAUCUGAAGAUAUUUGAAACGGAUCCUUUUGAUUAUGAAAGUAUUAUCAACGCUUUGAAAGAUUGUUCUGCCUUGUUUUACUCUUUCGAAACUCCUCAAGAACAACCCAUCUUUGAUGAGUUGAUGGCUGAAAUUGAGGUCAGAGCAGCUCAUAACGUAUUAGAAGCUUGCGCCCAGACAGAUACAAUGGAGAAAGUGAUAUUCACAUCGUCAAUAACAGCAGUUAUAUGGAGAGAAGACCAUAAAUCCACCACCGCCGACCAACUUUCCGAAAGGGAUUGGAGUGAUGUUAAUUUCUGUAAGAAAUUCAAGUUAUGGCAUGGACUGUCAAAGACACUAGCAGAGAAAACAGCCUGGGCAUUGGCAAUGGACAGAGGAGUAAACAUGGUGAGCAUCAAUGCAGGAUUACUAGUAGGACCAGAAAUUUCAAUGAAGACAUCAUAUCUAAAAGGUGCAGCUGAGAUGUACGAAGAUGGUGUAUUAGUAACAGUAGACCUAAAAUUCUUAGUGGACGCUCAUAUCUGUGUAUUCGAAGAUAUUUCGUCUUACGGACGAUACUUAUGCUUUAAUCAUGUCAUUAAUCAACCUGAUGAUGCCGUUGAGUUUGCGAAAAUGUUAACACCGUCAACGGCGACAACAACUUUAUCAGCUGCUACAAGCUAUGAAGAUUUGGGGAUCUUUGAACAAAGAAUUGGUAACAAGAAGUUGAACAAAUUGAUGGUGGAUUACAAGAACUGAUGAUAUGUGGAUAGAAUAGUAGCCUCACAGAUUUCAAGUAUACUUAUGUCUACAAAAAUACAAAGUAAAAAAGUCAUCGCUGCUAAUGGGGUACCAGUAUGCUUUGGGGGCGUACCAAUCUCUUAAGAACAAGUGUUUUGUCUUAUAUGAAAAUAUGAUAGACCCCCAGACAUUAUGGUACCUCCAUUAGCAGCAUUGAAAAAAGUACACGGCAUUACCGUUUGGCAGUAAAUUUUUAGGAAAAAGCAAAUGCAACCCCCCCCUUAAAGAUUUAAAAUUUGAUAUCUUCUGUGGUGUUUGAUCAUGAUAAA